AUGCUUGUUGUACUUAAUGCAAUUGGUGAUUGUGGAACUUAUAAGUCACACAUUCAUCUGCAGGGCUGGGAAGUGGGUAUUGGUGGUGGUGGUUGGGGGCAGCAGGUUGAAGUUUUGCCUAGGGUGCUGAGAAACCUUGCACUGGCCCCUCAUGGAGCUCAGGUGAGCUCCCUGCGCCCCCUACCACCCGGCACCCGCACUGCAGCUCCCCGAGUGACGCCGCGUCCGUCAGAGAGUGUCAGGGUGCCGGUGACGCGCAUCCGGGAAGGCUGGGGGAGGGCGCAGUCGUUGUUGCUGCUCCUGGAGAGAAGGUGGAGGCCGCGGCUACCGGUCUGUGAGUGCAUAGGUGGGCAGGUCCAGCUGGACCGGGGUUGGAGUCUGGAUCCGUCGGGGGACGAGAGGCGGCCGGGAGAGGGCACCGGAGCUCACCAGCCCGAGCCUGCCUCCGGAGCAGCGCCUCAGCCUAACCACCCGGACCGUGCAGCAUCUAGAGCCCAGUGUGUGUCCUAUCACCGCGCUGCCAGCACGGAGGAUUGCCCUGCCCGCACUGUGCCCAUCUACCCAGCGCUCCUCACCCCGAUCUCGCUGGAAGCAGCGGGGAUAGAGCCCCCUUUCCUUCUGCGCCCGGUUCCCGGCUACCCCGUCUCCCCGCUGCCCGUACACCUGCUCCCGGAGCACCCCAGCAAAGCCGUACUGGUGGCCACUAUAGACCUCACCUCCUGCCCAGGUCUGCAGGCCGGGUGCUGCGAGACAGCCCUGGACACCGCGGACCCAGCUGCAGAAGGUACCCUGAUAGUGACCCGGGCAUCAGUGGUGACAGCAGCAGCCACUGGGCAGGAUGAUGACGGCGCCGGCAAGAUGAGCCAGGAGAAGAGGAAGAAGCCCAGCAGCCGGGUCAUGCUGGUGAAGCGGAUCCUCAGGAAAGAUGGGAGCCCGCAACAAGGCAUGGGAAAACCAAGUGUGUAUCAUGCUGUUGUUGUCAUCUUCCUAGAAUUUUUCGCCUGGGGCCUGUUAACGACGCCAAUGCUAGUGGUGUUACAUGAAACGUUUCCACAGCAUACAUUUCUAAUGAAUGGUCUCAUUCAAGGUGUAAAGGGCUUCCUAUCAUUUAUGUGUGCACCACUCAUUGGAGGCUUAUCAGAUGUGUACGGCAGAAAAUCUUUUCUUCUUAUAACUGUUUUCUUUACAUGUGCCCCUAUUCCUUUAAUGAGGAUAAGCCCAUGGUGGUAUUUUGCAAUGAUUUCAGUAUCUGGAGCAUUUUCUGUAACGUUCUCGGUAAUUUUUGCCUAUGUUGCGGACAUAACACAGGAACACGAAAGAAGUACAGCGUAUGGACUGGUAUCGGCUACAUUUGCAGCAAGUUUGGUCACCAGUCCGGCUAUAGGCGCUUACAUCUCUACAUAUUACGGUGAUAAUUUCGUUGUUCUCCUUGCUACUGUGGUAGCGCUGUUAGAUAUCUGCUUCAUUUGGUUGGUUGUGCCAGAAUCGUUACGUGAAAAAAUGAGGCCUACUUUCUGGGGCGCACCAUUUUCCUGGGAGCAAGCAGACCCAUUUGCUUCAUUGAAAAAGAUUGGAAAAGACACCACUGUGCUUCUCAUUUGUAUCACGGUAUUCUUUUCAUAUUUACCGGAAGCUGGACAGUACUCCAGCUUUUUCCUCUAUCUAAAACAGAUCAUAGGCUUUACUCAAGGUAGUAUUGCAGCAUUCAUAGCAGUGGUGGGGAUUUUGUCCAUCUUAGCUCAGACAUUGUUUCUCGGUAUAUUAAUGCGAUCAAUUGGAAACAAGAAUACAGUUCUCCUUGGUCUGGGGUUUCAGAUGUUCCAGCUGGCCUGGUAUGGUUUUGGCUCACAGCCGUGGAUGAUCUGGGCAGCUGGGGCCGUGGCUGCAAUGUCUAGUAUCACAUUUCCUGCAGUGAGUGCUCUGAUUUCCCGGAAUGCUGAACUGGAUCAACAAGGUGUUGCACAAGGUAUGGUGACGGGUAUUCGCGGUUUAUGCAAUGGUCUAGGCCCAGCGCUUUAUGGUUUCGUUUUCUUUAUGUUCCACGUGGAACUUGGGGGAUUAGUACCAGUGCCCAGCUCGGAGGACAAGACCCCCAGCAAGGAUCCUACUGAUGAGGGAGCAGUUAUUCCAGGACCACCCUUUUUAUUUGGAGCAGUUGCUGUCCUCCUCGCGUUUAUGGUUGCCUUGUUCAUCCCCGAACACAGCAGUCACUCUAUCAAAACUAUUGGUGGUGGGAAGCACAGUAAUAGCAGCAACCCUCAGACAAAUAAUUCAGACCACGGUGGAGAUGAGGACAUAGAACCCCUGUUACAAGACACCAGCGUGUGACGCUUUCCCAAAUUAUUCCUUGGCAUCACCUGAAGGUGAACUCACAGAGAAUGUAUCAAACUCUGCUGACGAAAAUAGAAAUAAUAGCGAAUACCAGACGGCAACCACAAAACAUGUUACAUUGGAUCUCCAUGCAGACUCUAUAAAGACUGCCAUUAUUUAACUUUUGUUUCUUUUUCUAUUAUUAUUAUUAUUAUUUUUUUUUUACUUGUCUAAAAUAUCGGUUAUUACCUAUUCACUGCAUGGGAGGUUGCAUGUGUAGCAGAAAUCUCCAGCAGUAAAGCCGCUAAAGGUUUGAGAUUGUGUUUUCCUAUUUAUGCUACCUCAAACCUUGUCAUUGCGUAUUUAUAUUGACUGUUGAAAAAAGAAAUCUAGAUAUUGCAGUGACAGAGCAUCGAAUUCUGAAAGGUACAUAUGCAAAGAGAGCCGGUGUUGUGAUAGCACCCUAUAGUGCCUACCAGUACACUUCCGUGCUUGUGUUGUUGGUUUUGCCUUUCUUGCUGCAUUAUUCAGAGUAGCCUUGUCUUCUGAACACGUAAAGUUAUCAAAUAACUUGUUUACAGAGACGCUAGUCCUAUGAUGAAUGCAAUGCUGCAGGAAUUCCCAAACCGCCACUCUCUAAAUCGGCAAACUAUCAGACAUAUCGUGACAGUUACUACAUGGACAAACCACAAAAAUAAAUCCGUUUACAGCUUAACUCGUCCUGUAAGAAACCCUUUAAGCGCAGUCACUGUUAAGUAUGUGUUCUUUAAUAUUGUGUCCUUUUGAGCAUCACUUAUGGAUACAGAUUGUGGGCUACCACGUUUUUCUUGUCCCAUAAAGACAAGUGUUUAUUUGCACAGAGAAUUGUAUGAGAUUGUAAAUGCAAAAAAAGUGACGCAGUUUUGUGGUUUAAAAAAAACAACAAAAGUUAAAAUAAGAUAUAGACUGAUCAUAAGUGGUAUGGCAGCUUUUUCAUAUCAUGUAAUCCGUUUGCACAAUGCAAAACAUUGCAGAGGUACUUUUUGCCAGGAAUGGUUUAAAGAAGCAGCAUCCUAAGAUAGAUAUUUUUGAAGUAGACUGCAAAUGACACCUUAUAAAUAAAGUACCUAAAUGCUAGGGGGCAUUGGCUGUAUACAGGUAAGUGCACUUACCUGUAAUGGUAGGGUCAUAUGUUAAUUAUAUCAUGACAACAUUCCUAAUUUAAGGAGGAUUCCUAACAUAAUGCAGGUGGAUGCUAAAAGCUAAUAUAGAUUCUUAUUCUCUAUCCAGAUAUUAAAGGUCACCUCAUUUAUUACACCCCAGCCUUAACUGCUAUGUAGAGUGUAUUGGACACAUAUCAUAGCCUUCAUAUAAGAAACUCUUCCUACACUGCUUUGAUCAAAGAAAUAUGCAGAUUACUAUUUUCUUUUUCUAACUCAAAGUUUGUCACAUCAGUUUUUUUCAAAUGUCACUUGCUAAGAUUGAAAAUUUAUGAGAGUAUACAAACAUACAUGUAUUUUUCUGAAACGGACAUAAACCAUUAAAAGAAAAGAUAAAAUCUCUUUAACGGAGCACUGCUUUUAAUGUUUUAUAUGUAGAUAUUUGUAAAAAAAAAGUUUUCUUUUUCCCUACUGAGAGGCUGUGUAUAUCUUGUAUUUAUAACUGUAACAAGAUUCUUGACAGAAAAUAUACUGCUUUUAUAUAAAGGAUUAUCUAUGACUGAAUGUUUUUUUUUCUUAAUAUAUAUUUUGGGAAGAUAUACCUUCAACAGAGAUGGCAUACAUUUUGUAAUAUGCAUUUGGUUUGUAUUUUAGCAAAGAUUGUCUUGUAAUAAAUAGGGCAUAUUAUACUUGGAA
Messenger RNA from Pseudophryne corroboree (corroboree frog), 4145 nucleotides. Its product is annotated as hippocampus abundant transcript 1 protein-like. Gene Ontology annotation, cellular component: membrane. Gene Ontology annotation, molecular function: transmembrane transporter activity. The record is from RefSeq and is a predicted model, not a curated record. Lineage: Eukaryota; Metazoa; Chordata; Amphibia; Anura; Myobatrachidae. Gene Ontology annotation, biological process: transmembrane transport. The transcript has 13 exons. Bases 1 to 2328 code for a protein of 775 amino acids.